Bolinopsis microptera is the source of this 2317-nucleotide messenger RNA. RefSeq lists its product as uncharacterized. Bases 294 to 1703 code for a protein of 469 amino acids. NCBI's taxonomy places the organism in Eukaryota, Metazoa, Ctenophora, Tentaculata, Lobata, Bolinopsidae. The record is from RefSeq and is a predicted model, not a curated record. The transcript has 13 exons.
UCUCCUCGUUUGCUGAAGGACACUUUUGGUGGAAGCACAAUGACUCUCUGUGUUUGACUAAAACUUGCAGGGAUAUUAUCAACUCUCCAAAGACCUCCGUAAUCAGCAUCAUUGUAAGCAACUCUACAGUUGGGGCCUGGAGAUCCUUUUACACAGAAACAACGAGCAAGCGAAUUCUACAGAGCAACCAAGUGAUUUUGAUUGGAGUGAAUGUCAGUGGGACUCAAUAUCCCAAUUCUGUGUGGGGCAUUACAGGGACUGAAUCAGAAGUCACCUGUUCCGUACCAUUUAACAUGACUGAUUCUAUUUUGAAUAAUUUGCGGUGGAAGUUGGAUGGCAAGUUUGUAAACAAUAAAGGUUUUACCUAUAAUAAGCACCAUGAUGUUAUCAUCUUCAAAAUGAUGGAGAAAGUUUAUGGCACUACAACGGUCCAGUGGAAAAUCAUAGUUGCUCACUCCACAGCAGCUGUUGGAAAUCUUUAUUGCCGGGCCCAGUACAGCACAGGACAAAUCGUUGAUACACCAAUGAGUCAUCUGAACGAAAUAAGGAUAGACAGCGACCUCGAUUUAAUAGUCCUGACUCCAGAUACAGGAGCUGUGGUGACUUUUAUAACUCAUGCACCUUCAGCACCGCUGUCAAGGAAUUUGGAUUGCUCUCUUGAUCUUGUCAACCCUAUUAGUAAAUCGACAGAUUCAAAAAUCUCAACCGAUGGGUUAAUCUUCACCGAAGUUUAUCACAUUCGCAGUUCUGAUUCUAUGAUAGAAGCAGGCUCAAAAGAUGAUUUAGUUUCACAACAUGGUACUUGUGACUACUCCGUCCGGAUUCAGAAUUCAGUCCAAGAAUCUCUUACAGUUACAGUGAAAUUCUCGUUGCUCGGUGAAGCAGUUGUCAUAACACCAGUUUUGGCAACGGUGGGACGACCAGCUAUUUUGACAACUUAUUUCACUGCCAGAGACUUAUCCGACGUCAGGAUCACAUGGCAGAAAAGAAAUGGAGGGUCAAUAAAUUGGGAAAGUCUUCCAUCGGAUCACCAGUGGCAGUACCGUACACUUAUCUCUCCAAUCGAUGAUAAAGGUGUGAUGUCUACCAAACUCUUCAUUCAGAGAUUGACUUCUAACGAUGUUACAGACUACAGAGCAGUCAUUUUCCUUUCGGGUCAACAGCAAACAUGUGACAUGAUAUGCGUCAAGUCAGCUCAAGCAACAAUUUCAAAAGUAAAGGCCGUUUUUGAAAGGUCGACUGCAUUCUUUACAAUGUCAGUCCUUGGAGACAUAAAGCCAUUGAGUGUAUUCCUUCACUAUAAAGAAGGAAACAAGGAUAUUCCAAUAUCCCUUCCAGACUUCUCUGCAGUAUCGGGUCCCUACACAAUCUCACAUCGUUUAGAGGACGUUUACUUUUGUGACGGUGGUCAUUACAGUUUCAGGAUCAAGUUGGAGACUGGAUUCGAAUUCAGUACUGACGAGACGAACCUAAAGAUCAAACUACGCUGUAAACCACCUCGUACGCCUCCGAAUACACUUUUGAAAAAGGUUGAAAUUGCUGAAUCCGACGACUACAAAUAUGUCGUCACGUGUAUCAACGAAGACCUUGUCUUAAUGAACGAGAACGCGAAGGAAGUGAUCUGCAACACAUCUACUGGCUCAUAUCACACUAAGAUUGAUCUUAGUCCUUGUCUAAGAGUCAUUGAACAAAUUUACCCUUGAGCAUUGACUCUGUGAAACAUAAACUGGGAUUGAAAGGUUCAAAUCAUAGAUCAUAUUUUUAUUCUUGUUUUGAUGUUGGAGCCAAUUUUAUUCUUGAGGUAGUUUUUAUCAUAAAACUCUCAAAACAAUGUUGGGCGGCGCCCAGCCUGCCAUUAGCCUUAUCUUCAAUUGGUCCUCAUGUGCUCAUGAACACAAAAGCCUGAGGUUUCCACUUCUCAGGUAAUCAUUACCUGAGGACCCCAGGCUAUUAUGUUCAUUAACAUAAUGAACAUUAUAAUAAAGAUUUGGCGGAAUGACAGGCUGAGCGCGGCCCAGUAAAGGUAAUCAAAACAAUUGCAAUCCACAAUCUAACAUCAAACACCCUGGUACAAUAUUUUGAAACUUAAUCAAUCCUGCUAUGUGUUAUGAUGGCAAAUUAUUUUAUAUUUGUGAUUGGUUUAACAGACAGAACUGUACUUUUUUAUUUAACGGGUGAUACUCGUAGAAUAUUUUUUCACAGACCGUCGACAAGUCCAACUCGGCGCGCGUCUUGGUAAUGGUUGGUUAUAAACCUACAAUUUUGUAAAACAAGUAAACUACUACUACUAGAACCAUGUUUUCUGCUUUAUUUUUGU